Messenger RNA from Rhizoctonia solani, 315 nucleotides. RefSeq names its product acyl-CoA-binding protein. The record is from RefSeq and is a predicted model, not a curated record. NCBI's taxonomy places the organism in Eukaryota, Fungi, Basidiomycota, Agaricomycetes, Cantharellales, Ceratobasidiaceae. Gene Ontology annotation, biological process: fatty acid metabolic process. The transcript has 6 exons. Gene Ontology annotation, molecular function: fatty-acyl-CoA binding. Bases 1 to 315 code for a protein of 104 amino acids.
AUGUCUCAAGCCAAGUUUGACAAGGCCGCCUCAGUCGUCCAGAGCUUGCCAAAGGAUGGCCCCAUUAAACCGACUCAGGACGAUCAGCUGAAGUUUUAUUCGCUAUACAAACAAGGCACUAUUGGUGAUGUAAACACGGAACGUCCAGGGUUGCUCGAUUUCACUGGAAAAGCCAAGUGGGAUGCCUGGAACUCCGUCAAGGGCACACCAAAAGAGGACGCCCAGAAAGAAUAUGUCGAUAGGUUGCUUAAGAUUCUGAAGCAGUCGGACUCUGAGGAGGCGAAGAAAUGGGCUGGUGAAAUCGAGAGCGCCUAG